AUGGAUAACAUUAUAGUAGAGAGUACUACUACUUUGGGUUAUAUAUAUAUAAUAAUGCUUUUCCUAUCAUUGAAACAUGAAAUAGUAGCAGCAGGAGAUAACAACAGUGCCAUUGAUGACCUUGUUACUAACUUGCCUGGCCAGCCUCUUGUAGAUUUCAAGCACUAUGCUGGUUAUGUCACUGUUAAUGAUGACACCAAUAAUGGAGGAAGAGCACUCUUCUAUUGGUUUUUUGAAGCCAUCACCAACCCUCAAGAUAAACCAUUGGUGCUGUGGCUCAAUGGAGGUCCUGGGUGCUCUUCUGUGGGAUAUGGAGCAACACAAGAGAUUGGUCCAUUUUUAGUGGACACAGAUGGCAAGGGCCUUAAAUUUAAUAACUACUCUUGGAACAAAGAAGCCAACAUGUUAUUCCUGGAAUCUCCUGUUGGAGUAGGCUUUUCCUACUCAAAUUCAACUAUGGUCUAUGAAAAUCUGGAUGAUGAUAUCACAGCUAAUGAUGCUUACAAUUUUCUGCACAAUUGGUUUCUCAAGUUUCCAUCAUAUAGAACAAGCACAUUUUAUAUUGCAGGAGAGAGCUAUGCAGGGAAGUAUGUACCUGAGCUAGCAGAACUGAUAUAUGAUAGGAAAAAUGACCCUUCCCUUCAUAUUAAUCUCAAGGGUAUUUUGUUGGGGAAUCCUGAAACAUCUGAUCCUGAAGACUUGUUAGGGCAAGUUGAUUACGCUUGGAGCCAUGCAGUGAUAUCUGAUGAAACCUACAAAACAAUAAGAAGAAGUUGUAACUUCAGUGAUCCAUAUAAAAACAAAGAUUGUGGUGAUGGACUUGAUGAACUUUAUAAGCAAUACGACCAAAUUGAUAUUUAUAGCCUCUACACCUCUGUUUGUUUUGCCACCACAGCGCUUUCAAAUCAUCAAAUCAAGCACUCAUCUAGGAACAAGAUGCGUAGAAUGAUGGGAGGUUUUGAUCCAUGCUUGGAUAAUUAUGCCAGAGCCUUUUACAAUAGAGCAGAUGUUCAGAAAGCUCUCCAUGCCAGUGAUGGUCUCAUUCUCAAGAAUUGGACUAUUUGCAACAACGAUAUAUUCAAUAGUUGGAAUUGGAACAAAUCAAAGGCCUCUGUUAUCCCAAUAUACAGGAAGCUUAUUUCAGGAGGACUUAGGAUUUGGGUUUAUAGUGGAGACACAGAUGGAAGAGUGCCAGUGCUUUCUACAAGAUACAGCUUAAGUAUUCUGGGUUUGGGAAUCACUAAGCAAUGGAGGCCAUGGUACCAUGAGAAACAGGUUAGUGGGUGGUAUCAAGAAUACGAGGGUCUCACUUUUGCAACAUUUCGAGGAGCUGGCCAUGCUGUCCCUUCUUUCAAACCAAGCAAUUCACUUGCAUUCUUCUCUUCCUUCCUUCUUGGACAAUCUCCACCCUCUACUAGAUCUACAUGACCAACCCCUUUUUUUUAUUAUUAUGCCAAUUACUACUAUUACUAU
Arachis stenosperma is the source of this 1473-nucleotide messenger RNA. Its product is annotated as serine carboxypeptidase-like 31. Bases 1 to 1428 code for a protein of 475 amino acids. The transcript has 9 exons. The record is from RefSeq and is a predicted model, not a curated record. Gene Ontology annotation, cellular component: vacuole. NCBI's taxonomy places the organism in Eukaryota, Viridiplantae, Streptophyta, Magnoliopsida, Fabales, Fabaceae. Gene Ontology annotation, biological process: proteolysis. Gene Ontology annotation, molecular function: serine-type carboxypeptidase activity.